AUGAAGGUACAUUUAUUAAAAAAUGGCAAUUCUUGUAAGCCUGUGUGCGUUUUCAAGGUUGUGAUUGGAUUAUUCGCAACACGUGUCCUUUCGAUACGAUUAUACAACUACUUUUCGACUACGCUUUACAAGUUAGAGAUUUUAUAUCCAUUUUAUAAGGAAACUGAAAAAAAGCAACCAAAAAUUAAGGAUGAAAAUCUUGUGGCUGUACCUCUGUCACGAGUUAUUACCUGUGAAGAUAACGUUAGCUCUUUAUGGGCUCGGCUUUUAUUUGCUAACGAACCGAGUGUUCUUGAAGAAAAUUCUUGCCCAACUCCAAAGUGCAUCAAUAAUAAUAAUACUAAGAAUGUAUCAAUUUUAUCUGUAAAUUAUUCAACGAUUAUCCGAAGAGGCUUUGGCGCACUAGAGAAAGCAUUAGAUUUUCACAGUAUUAUUUAUAAUAUGCGAUGUCAAUAUUGUCACAGCAAUAAAAAAAUAUCUAAAAGAACGCCGAAUUUAUUUAUCUACAUAGAGCUUGACGUAAAAAAACCUGGGGAAACAGAAGGUCGGAUGUGCAAAUUACGUGAGUUCCCAGUAUAUUUAAAUUUAGAAGCCAAUGAAUCUGGAGAUAAUCUUCGUUACCGAUUAUCCGGAGUGGCAGGAUAUUCUACUUUUCACUACAUCGCGUACUGCAGAAGAGUAUCCGGCUCUUGGAUAUCGUAUAAUGAUGUUGCCAAAAAACCUGAAAUGGUAGGAGAUAAUUUGUCAAUAACACCUCAUCGUGUACUUUACAUAGUCAUAGAAUUAUAUUAUUUGAAAAAUGACAAAUAUUUAGAUAAUCGCAUACAUUAA
Messenger RNA from Cotesia congregata, 831 nucleotides. The record is from the annotation of a GenBank genome assembly. Lineage: Eukaryota; Metazoa; Arthropoda; Insecta; Hymenoptera; Braconidae.